AUGGCAAGACCAAAACUGAAGCUUGCUUGGAUCGAGGAUCGAAAGAAAAGAAACAUUGCUUGCCAGAAGAGGAUGAAAGGAUUGAUGAAAAUGGCUGAAGAACUAACCAUCUUGUCUGAUACGAAGGCUUGCUUGACCUUUUUCAACCGUGAUGAUGGUAAGCUGGUGGCGUGGCCAUCUCAGGAGGAGGCUGAAUCUCUCAUCGAGCGUUUUUACGCAUUACCGGAAAACCAGAGGAACAUGAACGCGGAUGAUCAAGAGUCAUACAUCAAGACCAUUACCAAGAAGAUCGAGAAGAAACUAGAGCAUUCUCGGAAGGUGGUCGAGGAGUUGGAGAUGGAUCAUCUCAUGCUCCAAAUCCAAAAUGGUAGAAUGCUUGCUGACCUUUCUCAAACCGAGGUUGAGAAGUUAAUGUCAUAUGCAAGUAAGAAGAUCACGGUUUUGACGAGAGAGUUAGGUGCGGAACAUCCGUAUACAAGUGUCGACGAGCCAUUUCUUGGGGAUGAGAUCAUCCCAAAGGCUACGGGUGUUGCUGUUGCACCUGAAGGGGGACCAGGACCAUACUUGGACGCAAUCUAG
Messenger RNA from Brassica napus (rape), 579 nucleotides. RefSeq names its product agamous-like MADS-box protein AGL80. The transcript has a single exon. Gene Ontology annotation, molecular function: DNA-binding transcription factor activity, RNA polymerase II-specific; protein dimerization activity; cis-regulatory region sequence-specific DNA binding. Bases 1 to 579 code for a protein of 192 amino acids. Gene Ontology annotation, biological process: positive regulation of transcription by RNA polymerase II. The record is from RefSeq and is a predicted model, not a curated record. Lineage: Eukaryota; Viridiplantae; Streptophyta; Magnoliopsida; Brassicales; Brassicaceae.